AUGGUUCCUGAAUAUACUGUUUUAUUACCAACAUACAAUGAGAGAGAAAAUCUGCCAAUUUGCAUCUGGUUACUGGAGAAAUAUUUGAAGGGAAUCAGUUAUGAGGUGAUCGUGAUUGACGAUGCAAGUCCCGAUGGCACACAAGAGGUAGCUGAACGAAUACGUAAGGAGUAUGGCAGUGAAAAGAUCGUACUCAAGCCUAGAGAAGGCAAGCUUGGUCUGGGCACGGCAUAUAUUCAUGGCCUCAAAUACGCUAGAGGAAAGUGA
Cooperia oncophora is the source of this 267-nucleotide messenger RNA. NCBI's taxonomy places the organism in Eukaryota, Metazoa, Nematoda, Chromadorea, Rhabditida, Trichostrongylidae. The record is from the annotation of a GenBank genome assembly.